Molecule: messenger RNA, 2250 nt
Organism: Pichia kudriavzevii
Lineage: Eukaryota; Fungi; Ascomycota; Pichiomycetes; Pichiales; Pichiaceae
Exons: 1
Coding region: 1-2250 (749 amino acids)
Biological process (GO): regulation of transcription by RNA polymerase II
Cellular component (GO): nucleus
Molecular function (GO): zinc ion binding; DNA-binding transcription activator activity, RNA polymerase II-specific; RNA polymerase II cis-regulatory region sequence-specific DNA binding
Source: RefSeq, a predicted model, not a curated record
AUGUCAGCAGUCAACACAGGCAGUGUUGGAGGCGUUAAGAAGCAGAAUCGUCCGUCAAUGGUGUGUUCCAACUGCCGGCGUCGAAAAAUCAAAUGUGAUAAAAAAAUGCCAUGCACCAGAUGUAAGAUAUCCAAGAUAGAGGACACAUGUUCAUACGGAUUGCCGCUUACCGCUUCAAAUAGCACAGAUACUAGGUACAGUGACGAAUCAACAUAUUCUUAUGACGGCUCGCCUCGGUACGUAGAAAAUGCCCGGCACUCAAGUAAAUUAUUUAACCAAAAAACUAACGAACUAAAAAUGCCACUGUUUAGCAAAGCUGAAGGUAAAUCAAUUGAAUAUCAUUCACCAUUGACUUUGGAGGCAAUGUUUGGGAGCAAUACGAAAUAUACAAAAUUCAAAUCAAUGGUACCGUCGAUGUUUACAGACAAGAGUAUCGACGAAAAGUCGUCUAAAGUUAGACAAGCUGCGAAACAGGAACUAAUUGCACUCAGCGGAGAAUAUUCAAAGGAAGAAAUUGAUUCAUGUAUACGUAAGUUUUUCUUGCCCAAUAUGAACGCAAUCAAUGAAAGGCUAGCAGAAUAUGAAAGACAAAUAAAGAAUGGGUCAUUGAUGUCGUUUAUACCACUUCAACGAUCAUUCGAUCACCUAAACGAAAUGAUAAUACCUGAUCCAUUGAUUCCAGGAGAGUUCAUUUAUAACGAGCCAGGAGAAUUGGAACAUUAUAAUACAUUUGGUAUAGUUGCUGCAACUCUGAGGAUGAUUUCAAUUGUGGUUGAAUUUGAUGAUAGCUUACACUUUCAUUAUAAUUACAAUUUAUCGGUUGAUACAAUGUCUCAUUUUUCCUUGAAAAUAGCGUCUUUCACAGACUAUAAAAAUAAACCGACAUUCCAAUCAUUAAUAAUUCUAUUGAUCAAUAGAAUGUGUCAUUUCGUACUUGAUUUGAGUGGUAAUGACUCCAAUAAUUCAGUAUAUUCAAUUAUAAUUGUUGAGAUGAUUUUCAGGUUGGGCAUUCAUAUUAGGGUUGACCAUAUGUAUGGCUAUUCUGAAGAAGAAGUUAGGGCAGUUUGGAAUGUUAUUCAAUUUAUUGACUCAUAUACCUCGGUGUUGACAGGAGAGCCAUUGAAAAUAGACCACAGUAUUUGUGUACCUAGAUUAUACGAUUUUUGGGAGCCUGUGAUCCUUUUUUUCAGAAAACUUUCGAUAACCUUUAUGUCAGUUAAUCCAAUCUCACUUAACCAGCUAAUAUGCUUGGCCGAUUCUGCAUCUUGUCUGUUGACAACAUUCAAGCCAUUUGAGGAGAUCUUGAACAAUGAGGACUCGGGACCAGCAAAAUUUGGAUUCACUGUUAUAGUGAAGUCUGAAUUCAUCACAGUAUCUCAAAUUUUGCUUUUAAAUAUAAGGCUAUCAUUAGAUGAUGUAGAUAAGAUAUCAAAUGAUAUUAGUGAAAGGGAUCGUGAACUAGUUGAAGAGAUCAAACUGAAAUGCGAAUGCCAAUUAUUUUAUCUAUUGACAAUCACUUUUAAGUUAAUCAAAAAGAUAGUAAAUGGUGAAUUCACACAUGCUGAACAAAGUUCCAGGUUAACUGUUGUGAUGAGGUCAUUAUUUUCAUUUUUCAUGCAAGUUGGGAAUAGACUGAUAUUUUAUCAUUUGGCUGUUUUUAGUAAAACACAUUUUCAGGCAGCCGAUAGCAUACCACCGCCGGACAAGGACGAUGAUAACGAGAUUAUGCCUGGAAGUUUUGAUGAUAUAAGUAUUGAAGAUGCUGAAAAAUGUAUUGGAAUGGAGUUGGAUCAAAUCUCCAGUAAUGAUAUGCACUUUAAGCGUAUGAUGAAGUUGAAAACCUCACUGGUCUGCCUGUCUGAUUUCCUCAAUGAAUUUUACGUAUCUGUAUCGAACAAGUCACCUCUACUACUCGUCGGUAAUUUUAGUAUCCAUUUUAAGUUUUUGUUAUUGAUAUGUACGAUCUUGAAAAACAUCCAUGAACACAAGAAGGAGCAGUUAAGAAUGAACCCAUCAUAUACGUUAACCAAAAAGGAAUGGUCAAAGAUAAUCAACAAAACCAUGACCACUUUGGGUAACCAAAACCAAAGGAUAGAUGAUGUCAUUGAAGAUGAAUGUUCAGCAUCAAGAUCCAUGUUUAGCGACUUUAACAUUCUGGAUUCUGAAGAUCUCCGCAACCAGUUUCUGCUUGAUGAUGACUUGGAUGGGGGCAUCGGAGAGUCUAGUAUUUACCAUUUCUUUCUGGACUGA